AUGUCUAGAAACUAUUUUAAAUAAAAAGUAUUGUUGACAUUCGGAUAUAAUGGAGCAAAUUAUCAUGGAUUAUAAAUCUAGAAGGGAGUCGAGUUUGAGACUGUAGAAUCAAAGCUUUUUCAAGCUCUUAAAGAUUCAGUAAUAAGAAUAUUUAUGAAUAGAAUUUAAUAAUGGAAUAGAAUGGAAAUGAUUUAUCAAAAUCAGGAUGGAGUAGGGGAGCAAGAACAGAUAAAGGAGUUCAUGCUUUAUGUAAUUCAAUUGCAGUUAAAUUAUGCAUAAAUAAAGAAUUCUUUAAAGAUGAUAUUUAAUAAAAUGAGGAAGAGGUUUUAUCAAAAUUAAAGGAUAAAGCAAAAGUGGAUUAUGGUAAAGUAUUAAAUGUGAUAAAUUCCAAUUUGCCUAAUGAUAUUAAAGUCCAUUCCAUAAAAUUAGUAACUUAGGGAUUCGAUGUUAGAAAAAAUGCAAGAUAUAGAUUCUAUGAAUAUAUUGCUCCAGUUUCCAUUUAUUCAGAGAAAAAAGGAGAAGAAAUAAUUGAGAAAGUGAAUAAUUUAGUAAAAAAAUUUGUUGGUACUCAUAAUUUCCACAAUUAUAGCAGAGGUAUGAAAUAUACUGAUCCUUAAUCAAUGAGAUAUAUAUUAUCUAUUUAAGUGGAAUUAUUCAAGUAUUAAGACAGGGAAUUCUUCAAAUUUUUGAUUCAUGGAUAAAGUUUCAUUUAUCAUUAGAUUAGAAAGAUGAUGGGAAUUGUUAUUUAAAUUUUUUAGGAGGAAUUGCCUGAUACCUUUAUUGAUAAUACUUUUUUCAAAAACUAAUUAAGAAUAAUCUUGGCACCUGCUGAAGGAUUGUUCCUAAAUCGAAUAAGUUUUGAAGGAUACAAUACAAAAUUUGAUAUUCCAUAAAGAUUGGAAAUAGAGGAGGAAGACUAAAUAAAAAUUGAUUAAUUUAGACCAAGUAAUAUUAAUAGAUAUACUUAGCUAUUGUUGAUUUUAUUUGCGAGUAAGAAAUUAAAAAUUAAACAUUUACUAAUUGGUUGAAGAUCUUAAAGGAAAAGAAUUUCAAUAUUGAAGAGGAAGAAGAAAAUAACAAUAAAGCUGAAAAUGAUGAUUGA
Molecule: messenger RNA, 1102 nt
Organism: Paramecium primaurelia
Lineage: Eukaryota; Ciliophora; Oligohymenophorea; Peniculida; Parameciidae
Source: the annotation of a GenBank genome assembly